AUGGCUACUAAUGGAAAGGCUAGAAGUACUCUCAUCAAUGGUCUUAAUCAAGCUGAAUAUGACAAGGUGUCAUCUCUCAAAUCUGCAAAGGAGAUAUGGGAUGCUUUGGAAGCUUAUCAUGAAGGAUCAAAGGGUCUAAGGAAAGUAAAAUUGGGACAACUAAUGAAGGAACUUGGUGCUUUCGGAUUGCAGAAGGGAGAAACCAUCAAAGAAGCUCAAGCUAGGUUUCAACUCAUUGUUAAUAACCUAGGGAGACUUGGAAAGAUAAUUCCUCAAUCAGAACUCAACAUGAACAUUCUUGCUUCUGUUCCAUUCGACUUUCAAUCCAAAGUAACUGCCUUGGAAGCUGCUCACAAUAUUGAUACAAUGGAUCAUCUAGCUCUUUUUGCUGAAUUGGAACAAUUUGAGAGAAAGAUGCAUUCCAAGAAGCAUGAUGCUCCAGUUGAGAAAAUGAAGAACUUGGCUCUUAUUGUUGAAAAGAGCAAGCCAGAAUCAGAUGAGGAAUCAGAUGAAGAUCUUGCACUCCUUUCCAAGAAGAUUCAAAGGAUGAUUAACAAGCAUAGUCAGCUGAAAAGGGAGAAAGGCAAGGAUAAGGCUAAGUACUCAAGUAGCAGAAGGCCCUCCAAGGAAUCAAAGGAUCAGAACUGCUUUGAAUGUGGAAAGCCUAGUCACUUCAAGAAGGACUGCUACAAGCUUAAGUCAAAACAGCCUGCUGUUUCUAAAGACAAAAAGAAGAAAUCUAAAGCACUUCUGACUUGGAGUGAUGAUGAAGAAGAAUCUGCCUCCAGUGAUGAAUCUGGUGAGGAACUGAUCAAUCUUGCACUUGUUGGCAUGGAGGAUGACAAUGUUCGAGGACUCACCGAUGAUGGUCUUGUCGAAACUGACUCCGAGGAUGACAACAGUGAGGUUAGUUCGUUCAAAUUUGAUAUUUCCAAUGAUAAUCUUGUGCUAGAACAACUAACCAUGCAGGAGCAAGAUCAUAUUCCAAAUGAGGAAUAUAAUUCCCUCAAGGCAGAAAACAGCAAGCUGAUUGAAAAGAACAACUAUCUUAAGAACAUGGUUCAAGAGCUUAUGCAGAAGAUAGAUAAAUUCUUUGACUCCAAAGAACCUACCCAAGCCAGAAUGAAGGAACUUCAGGAAAAGCUAGAUCAAGCUGAAGGGUUUCAUAAAGUUUUGAUGAGACGAAAUGAAGUUCAGAAGGAAGAGAUCUCCCAGCUGAAACAAGAAGUAGAAGCCAGAGAUGCAUGCCUAGAGACAUUCAAAUUAAAAGAAUCCACAAAGCUGCAUACAUCUCAGACUGCUCCCAGCACAUCUCAGCCUGCUGCAACUACUCCAGUGCCCACUGCUACAACAAAUCAGCAAGCUGAAAAGAUCAAAAUUCUCGAAACAGAAGUAUUGAAGCUCAGAAAAGGAAUGGGAACUUUUGUUCAAGGAGAAGAAGGUCUAAAGUACAUGAUGAAGAGCAUCAAGGUUCCACUAGAUAAAGAAGGUGUUGGUCACAACUUCAACAAGAAAGGAAAUGCUCUCAAGUAUGAAGGAAGGCGUGGCAAACCAUACAAAUAUGCUAUGCCCUGGAAGAAAUGUGCAAACUGUGGAGGACAAGGACAUCUAGCUCAGUAUUGCAGAGUCAGGCCUCAAAGACAAUAUUUCCAUAACAGACCAGAAGACAAAACAGCCUACUGGAACAGGAAAGUAGCUUACCAGAAUUUCAAUGGUCCCAACAGAAGCUACAACAGAAGCUACAACAGAAUCUACAACAGAAGCUACAACAGAGGCUACAGAACCCAGCAACAUCCUCAAAGACAGUACUUCCAGAACAGAUCAAAAGACAAAACAGCCUACUGGAACAAGAAGACAGCUUACCAGAAUGGUCCAAACAGAAGCUACAGAACUAAGCAACAUACAUAUCCUACUGUGAUGUGUCUUGCUGCUAAGAUCAAGUCUACACAAUGGAUCAUUGAUAGUGGCUGUACAAGGCAUAUGUGUGGAGACAAAAUUCAGUUUAAGAGUCUUAAGUUGAAAAGAGGAGGAGGAGUAACUAUUGGUGAUAGUAAGACUCUCCCUAUUCUAGGUAAAGGUAAAGUAGGUAAUGACACUGCCUCUAUUUCCAAUGUUAGAUUUGUUAAAGGCUUAAAGUAUAAUUUGCUUAGUGUAAGUCAAUUGCAUGAUGAUGGUCAUAAAGUUGAAUUCUCUAAGGAUAAAUGUGUUAUUACUGUUGGUACUAACCAAAUUCCUCUAGUUGCUAGAAGGAAAGGAAAUAUAUAUAUCUUAGAUUUUGAGUUGCAGAAAACAGCCUGCUGUUUAGCUGCUGUGGAUGCUGAUCCAACCUUUUGGCAUAGAAGAUUGGGUCAUGCUCACAUGGACUUGCUUAAGAAGUUGUCAAGCAAGGAGCUAGUGAGGGGUCUGCCCAAAUUAAAGUAUGCCAAGACCGAGGUGUGUUCAGCAUGUCAGCUAGGCAAGCAAAUCCGAAGCACUCAUAAGGCUAAGAAUUUGGUAUCAACUUCUCAACCUCUAGAACUCUUACACUUAGACUUGUUUGGUCCUGAGGCUUAUAAAAGCAUUGGAGGUAAGCAAUACUGUUUGGUUGUUGUUGAUGAUUAUUCUCGAUAUUCAUGGACUUUAUUUCUUCGUACGAAAGAUUGUGCAUUUGAAGAAUUUGAAAUUCUAAUCAAACUUCUUGAGAAUAAGUUGAAAACCAAGCUUAUAGGUAUAAGGAGUGAUCAUGGAGGUGAAUUCCAAAAGGACUUUAUUACAUAG
Daucus carota subsp. sativus is the source of this 2757-nucleotide messenger RNA. RefSeq lists its product as uncharacterized. The record is from RefSeq and is a predicted model, not a curated record. Gene Ontology annotation, molecular function: zinc ion binding; nucleic acid binding. Gene Ontology annotation, biological process: DNA integration. Lineage: Eukaryota; Viridiplantae; Streptophyta; Magnoliopsida; Apiales; Apiaceae. The transcript is spliced from 2 exons. Bases 1 to 2757 code for a protein of 918 amino acids.